Malania oleifera is the source of this 1210-nucleotide messenger RNA. Its product is annotated as HVA22-like protein a. NCBI's taxonomy places the organism in Eukaryota, Viridiplantae, Streptophyta, Magnoliopsida, Santalales, Ximeniaceae. The record is from RefSeq and is a predicted model, not a curated record. The coding region runs from base 214 to 801 and encodes 195 amino acids. The transcript is spliced from 4 exons.
GGUUGAUUUUAAUGGGAGGAUGCUUUGUUCUCAGAAUCACCAGAUAAUUUCUGAACUGUUGCUCUUGGUAGCUUUUCCGCAUAAAAAAACCCUCAAUUUUGCUGUGCUGCCCAUUCUCUCUCUCUCUCUCUCUCUCAGCGUGUGUGCACCUGAGAACCUGACCCAAGCUCUCGAAUCAUCUUGUGGAUUUUCAGAGCAUAAAACAUUUCUGACAUGGGAUCCGGGAGUGGUGAAAGCAUUCUCAGUGUGCUGCUCCGGAACUUCGAUGUUCUUGCCUUGCCUGUGGUCAGUCUUCUUUAUCCGCUGUAUGCCUCAAUUAGGGCAAUCGAGACUAAAUCUCCCCUGGACGAUCAGCAAUGGCUCACUUACUGGGUUCUGUAUUCUAUGAUUACCCUUUUCGAACUCACCUUUGCCAAAAUCAUUGAGUGGAUCCCAAUCUGGCCAUAUGUGAAGCUGAUACUGCUCUGCUGGUUGGUCAUACCAUACUUCAGUGGUGCUGCAUACGUCUAUGAGCAUUUUGUGAGACCUUUCUUUGUCAACCGACAGACGGUUAAUGUUUGGUAUAUUCCAAAGUUGAAGGAUGUAUUCAGGAAGCAAGAUGACAUUCUAACUGCUGCUGAGAAAUAUAUUGAAGAAAAUGGAACAGAAGCGUUCAAGACGCUUAUCAGCAAGGUUGGUACAACCUAUUUGCAUUUAAUUACUUUUAAAAUAACGUGUCCACACGGGUUUCUCAGGAAUUAUAAUAAUCUAGAAUUUUGUGAAAACUUAAAAAAAGAAAAAAAAAGAAAAUCUUUUGAUUAGGGGAGUGAAAUCUUGUCAUGCAUUAUAUAAAUUCAAUGGUUUAUCUAAUGGCCAUUUUCAUGUAUAUCUUGCUCUGCAGGCUGAAUCAGUUGAUAGGGAAGAGCAGUAUAGAAGGAGCAGCAAUUACAUGGUUUUUGAGGAUCAUAGAUAUUGAGCCUUGUUGAUCCCCACAUGUUUUUGCCAAUACCUAGUUGCUUGUGUUCAGGCUACACCUACGAGUUGUAGCUAGGGUUGUUGCUGUAGUUUAUACUUGGUUUCUGUAAGAUAUAGGGUCUGGUUGAUGGAUAGAAACUGCUAUAAUAUUAGCCUGUAAUUAUUGUGGUUUUCCAAUCUUUCCUUCUUUCUUUUUAUCCAUGCACAAAUAAGAACUGUAAGACUGUUAAUUGUUAAAAAUGUUUAAAUUGUGUUA